Styela clava is the source of this 4037-nucleotide messenger RNA. Lineage: Eukaryota; Metazoa; Chordata; Ascidiacea; Stolidobranchia; Styelidae. The record is from RefSeq and is a predicted model, not a curated record.
GGAACUAGGUAUUUAGAAUUAUAACGGCACAUUGUGUGUCAGUGUAUUAGAAUUUUUGUUUCAUAUCAACAGUUAAUUUGUGGUUUUCACUCGGAUAUUUCCUAUCUUGUCUCUCCUGGUUUUUCUUCAUAGUGGCUUAACAAGGUUCUCAAAAGCAUGAUUAAACAAUUUCACAAAGCGAGUCAGUACAUGUCAGAGAAGAUUGGAAAUGAGAAUGACAAAACUACAAUGGAUAGAGAAUUUGUGGAAAUGGAGAGGAAAGUUGACAUAACAAGCAAAGCCAUACAAGAUGUGAUGCUGUUUACUAAAGAAUAUUUACAACCCAACCCUGGAUCAAGGGCUAAAUUGAGCAUGAUGAAUACAGCAUCAAAGUUACAGGGAAAGCAAAGAGACAUCAAAUAUCCCCAACCAGAAGGUACACUGGGCGAAUGUAUGCAAAAACAUGGCGGUGAAUUAGGAACUGAUUCUCACUUUGGAUCAGCUUUGGUCGAAGUUGGGGAAGCUUUAACACAAAUGUCUGAGAUUAAAGAUUCACUUGAUAUCAAUGUAAAACAAAAUUUUAUUGAUCCUUUACAACAACUUUAUGAUAAAGAUAUUAAAGAAGUCAUGCAUCAUCGAAAAAAAUUAUCUGGAAGACGCCUUGACUAUGAUUACAAGAGGAAAAAGGGAGGUAAAGUUCCACCAGAUGAAUUAAGACAAGCUGAAGAGAAACUGCAAGAAUCGUUAGAUCUUGCCGACAGCAGUAUGUUCAAUUUGCUGUCUGGUGAUGUGGAACAAGUCAGUCAACUUGCUACACUGGUAGAAUCACAACUCGAAUUUCAUCGACAAUCAGCCGAUAUAUUAGAAUCACUUCAAGAAAAUUUACAGAGGAAGAUUGAUGAAAUAAAUAGUGGUCCUAGGAAGGAGAGAACAAAGAAAACAUUACAAACAAGGAGUUCAAUCAGUUCUCAAGGUGAAUCAACUCUCGUUUCUCCCCCGCAAGCAAGUCCGAGGCAUAGUGCACCCUCGCCUGCAACUAAACCUAAACCAAAAGCUGAUCAGCCGUGCUGUAAAGCAUUAUUUGAUUUUGAAGCUGAAAAUGAAGGAGAACUCGGUUUUCAGGAAGGUGACGAAAUCAUACUUACUUCACAGAUAGAUGAAAAUUGGUUUGAAGGAAUGCUUAACGGAUCGUUGGGAUUCUUUCCUGUUAACUAUGUUGAAGUUGUUGUUCCCCUUCCUUAACUUUAAGCAAGUUUCGUUAACUUUCUGCUACAAAUUGCAGAUUUUUAUCAAAUAACGCACAGCAAAUAUUUUCAAAUAAUAAUUUACUCAGUAAUACGCAUUUGACAUCUAUAAUAAAUUGAGAAACAGUCUGAAGCAGUUGUUUCCAGUGUCAUCUAGCUAGUUUUUUAGUUUCACAGUGCGAGCAACGAUGUUUUUUUAAGUAUCGUCAAUUUCAUUCCUAAUGAGUAUUGAAGUCGUUCAAUCAGACUUUUUAGUAGGUUAUAUCUUUUUACAAUCUAUGAAAUUUGUGCGCAUCCAAUUUCGAUAACCUAAAUUUUUAAAAAGGCAUCAUUUAUUUUGAAAUAUUUUGGAUUUACCAUGUACGAAUGUUUCACCUUCUUUGUUAGAUUAACAUUGUUUCAUUACAAUUUUCUUACCCUAAAUAUCAUUGAAAAAUAAUAAGAAAAGUUACCACAGUCAAAUAUAUUGUAUAGAUCAAUUCAGAAAAUUGUUGUAGCUCUUUCAAUCUGGGCUUUCAGUUGAAAAAGAUUGAAUUGUUUCUGUAUUGUGGAACUUGUGUGCGUCUCCAUAUAAUAUAUUGGCUGGAAUACCUGAUACUGCCUAUCUAACCUUUUUUGGCACUGUUUUUUCGUACUGUUCUCUCAAAAGAGAAUUCUGUGUGUAAUUAAAAUAUUAUCACCAAUGGUGUGCAAUUGAAUAAAAACGAAUAACUAAUGUAAUUAUACCUUAUAUAAUAUAUAUAUAACCAGUAGUCAUUUUUUUGCAUACUUCAUUAUGGGACUGUUUAUAUAUUAUCUCAGUAGUUAAUAAUCACAUAUUCAUGGGAUCGAAGACUCUUAUCCGGUUGUUACAUUUCCAUGUCUUGAUACAAAAAAAUUGAAUUCGUAUGUAACUAAACAUUCAACUUUAUUACAAGACAAAAUUUAUUACAAGACAUAUCGAGUCGGGGAGUUUCAAAAUUGAUCUAAUAUUCCAAAGCUUUUUUACCAGGAUGGAAGUUUUAGUGUUUUACUAUUUUUUUUUUUAAAAUUUGCUAUCACAACCUGACUGUUAUGAUUCGUUCUGUAAUUUUGAUGAAUAUGUUAAUUAAAAUAGUGAUGUUUUUUUUGCAUGUAUAUCAACAUUUUUUAAAGUUUCGAAGAUGAUAAUAUUAUUGUUACGACCAUUCAUACUUCAAUUCUAAUUUAUGAAGUAUUUACUCUUUGGUGAGAACUGGCAUUUCGAAGACUACCAUCAUUUCAUUUGCACUAUUUUAUCACAACAUCUCAUCGUUUAUAUCUUGUUUCAUAAACUUGUUACCUAACCACUCUGUUGCUACAGGCUAGUUCUCUCAAGGGAUAAUUCUUCUUGUUAAGUGUAUGGUUUUUUAGCUAAAAAAAUGAGCAAUCACGACCUUUUGAUGCUGUCAAAAUUAUCAAUUCAUUUUUUCAUCAUUCGCAUCAAUUUUGAACUUUUCAAAAGAAUAAAAAUAGCUUGUUAAAACUCCAACUAUGAAAAGGUAUUUUCCAUUAACUGUAUAGUUUGAGAAUCAAAAUUUGAUCUGUCACACAAUGUAUGUUCCGAUUCCAUGUCAAAUAGUGUGCUUUGCUUGCAUAGUUGCAUUUACAGUGGUCCUGCUUUGAUUGUUUCAUACUAAAGUUGAAGUCCAAUAACACCUGGCCAGCAGCCAAUUAUCUUCAAAAUUUAAUCUUUUCCAUAUAAAGCCCGAACAAAGGUAUAGUAGGAUUAUGAGCGUUUCUAUAGCAUGUUUAUAGUUUUACUGCCAUAUGAUGCACAGUCUCAUGAAUUCUCCUCGGCCUGAACUUUAAAAUCGAUUGAGGGCAAAUAAAAAUGUUGCAGAAGUUUUACCCUAACAAUGACAGAGGCCGCAUGCUACAUUGUAGUACUAUCCUGGGGCAGAUCUCUCACUAUUGUGUUUCACGUUAUGCCGUAGUAGAACCGGGUAAUGUCUUUUGUGAUAUCUUUAUUGCCCACCAUACCAAUGUUAAAUUACAAAACCUGGCCUGAUAAAUAAAUAUUGCAAGCAUUAUGAAUGUUUCUGUAAUUUCUAUAAAAUGUAAAACAGGCCAUGAUACAUGUAUUUUCCCUGCUGAAAUUGUAAUUAGUUUAUCUUCGCUCUGUCUUAUGCAAUUUUUGAUAGUCGGUCUUCCCAAUUUCAUAUAAUCUAAUUAAAUCACUAACAAAAUUAGUGACCUGAUGGUUUGAAAUGAAUCAAAAUGUCACAAAUUUUGCUUGUAAUAAAUUUUGAUUCACAUUUCGAAUAAUACCCAAGAUUUUGAAUGAGUUAAGUUGUGUUAUGUAUAAUUCAUAUUAGUGUUUUAUAAUUUAACCUGUGUAACCACUCACAUUUAUAAUUCGCAAAUCUAUUCAAUUUGAAUGUAUGUAAAUUAGAUUCAUGUCAAAUUGAUCUUGUGUAAUAACGGCAUGAAUAAUUCAAUGCCGUGUACUGUCCAUAUACUAAUUUAGGGUUUACCCUAAUACAAGCUGUUUGGAAUAUUCAUUUCUCCCAUACCUCAGAAAUAUGGAAGGUAAGCAAUAACAUAUCCCUCUAAGUCUUAGUCCAAUUCGUCUGGGGAAUUCAUUAAUUGGAUAUAUGAGUGGUAUUAUAUUAAUAAAUUUUCUGGUUUUAUUAUGCAAAAUACGACCACAGAAUAUUUCAUUGUGCGCUUUAUUGCCAAUGGCUUAUUCAUCAGUUUCAUUUCAUUAGGUAAUUUUUAUAUCUUCACAGCAGACAAUAUUACCGUAUCAUUUAUUCCAUACAUACAUUGCUUUGUGGAAAUCUACACCUUAAUAUUACAACAAUCUUUAUUGAA